AUGGACUACUACACAAAUGCCAUGACCUGCACCGAGUGCAUCGAUCUCGCAGCCAACAUCGCCGACCUCCGGCAUGCCCUUGCGCGCAUUAAGAUUGAAAUAAAGCGCCGAGAGAUAAAGAGCACGGCACCAUUUCAAUUCGAUAAGAAAGACAUGCGAAUCAUUAAACUCGAGUCUUGCGUCAAUGAAGCUCAAGAAGCAGAGAUCAAGGCUGCCGAGGCUGCGUACCAAGAGUGUAAGCGCCAUCUCGAGAUUGUGAAAAGUCUUGACUGCAAAGACCUGGAGGCGAAGAGCGACAAGUGUGCUAAACUUAAGAAGGAUCUUGAUGCACGGAGGCAGCGAGUAGAGGAGGCUAAGAAGAGACAACUGGAGUAUCUGGUAAACAUCCGCUAUGCAGACGAUGACUGA
Fusarium subglutinans is the source of this 408-nucleotide messenger RNA. RefSeq lists its product as uncharacterized. NCBI's taxonomy places the organism in Eukaryota, Fungi, Ascomycota, Sordariomycetes, Hypocreales, Nectriaceae. The transcript has a single exon. The record is from RefSeq and is a predicted model, not a curated record. Bases 1 to 408 code for a protein of 135 amino acids.